This is a messenger RNA of Cucumis melo (muskmelon), 525 nucleotides long. RefSeq lists its product as uncharacterized. Lineage: Eukaryota; Viridiplantae; Streptophyta; Magnoliopsida; Cucurbitales; Cucurbitaceae. The record is from RefSeq and is a predicted model, not a curated record. The transcript is spliced from 2 exons. Gene Ontology annotation, molecular function: nucleic acid binding. Gene Ontology annotation, biological process: DNA integration. Bases 1 to 525 code for a protein of 174 amino acids.
AUGGUUCAAGAUUCAAUAUACUAUGUAAAGAAGUGUGAAGCUUGUCAAUACCAUGCAAACUUCAUACAUCAGCCUCUAGAGCCUCUACAUCCAACUGUGGCUUCUUGGCCGUUCGAGGCUUGGGGACUUGAUCUGGUUGAUAAUGGAAGACAAUUCUCCAAUAGCAUGAUAGAUAAGUUAUGUGAAAAAUUCAAGUUCAAGCAAUACAAGGCAUCUAUGUACAACGCAGCUGCGAAUGGCCUAGCAGAAGCAUUCAAUAAGACGUUAUGCAGUCUUUUGAAAAAAAUUGUCUCCAAGUCGAAGAGGGAUUGGCAAGAAAGAAUCGGUGAAGCAUUGUGGGCUUAUCGAACCACUCAUCGCACUCCUACAGAGGUUACACCAUAUUCGCUUAUUUACGGUGUAGAGGUUGUUCUUCCUCUCGAAAGGGAAAUCCCAUCAUUAAGAAUGGCAGUGCAAGAAGGGUUGACUACUGAAGACAAUGUCAAGUUACGUCUUCAAGAGUUAGAAACACUUGAUGAAAAGUGA